GUUCUCAACAAUUAUUUAAAAUUUAAAAUAUCACUUUUUCAUCUGCCUCCGUUAAGAUUUCUUGUUUAUAAGACUUAAACAACUUCUGGAAGAAUGAUCAUUAAUUUGAUAAACAGAUAGUUAUUCCAGUGUAUAAGUGAACCGUCUUUCAUGUGUUUAUCACUUUGUUCAUGUUUAAGAAGAUCCAAUCUUGUUUUUUAAAUUGGGCUGGUUCUACAUUUCAUUUGUAGAUGGCAAGUGGAAAACUCGCGUAUUUGCCGCGGCAGCGUACUCUCUUUGCGUUGUGUUAAAUAAUUGUGGUGAAAUCAUCAGCUUGGUACGUCAUCUUUUAUUUCUGGCAUAAAGGGUGAAAACAGUCAGUCCAUUUUGGAGCAACACACACACACAGGUCUGACGCUGAAAAUAUAAAGUAAAUAACAGUACAGAUAAUGAUAGAAUUAAUAUAAUCAAAUUAAUCAACGGCGGACCUCCUAACUUGUACCUACCAUAAGGAGAGCAGAGCCUGACUGUUGCUCACCGGGGUUUACGACACAAAUCAGCAGGGGUGUUGCAUUUAAUGACCAUACGAUAAAUUAAGGGUUUUCUUACCUGAUGUGUAUUAAACUCUUUUGUAUGGCAGGUGGAACCAUAUAUUUAUAACUCUGUUACACAUUUUAUUCCAUACAUAUUUGUUUUUGCGCUGGGGCCAAUCGCCUCAAACCCAUGCAGCACCAUUAGUCGCAUUAAUGGUAAGAAGUAUUUUAUGUAUGGAUAGUAUAACACCGUUAAUAAUUAAAAAGAAAAUAACUUUUAUACCUUUACUUAAUUCUUCAGAAACGUAUUAUACUACAUUCAGUUGUAUUCAGAGUAAAAAAAAAGGAUGGCUCUCACAGAAAUACAUAUUAAAAUAUGUGACUUUUUUGGCUCUCUCUGCUGAAAAUGUUCCUGACCCCUGCUCUAUGGGUAUGUCGUUCACUGGAGGAUCACCACUAGUAAUUCUGGGUGAUCUUUGAUGUUUAUCAGGAUGUUUUAUACACUUCACAGAAGACUGUCGGUUUAGGUCAGCCCACACUAAUAGGUACUCUCAAAUAGAACCUUUAGAGCAGCCUGUACCACAUGGGCGGCGUAAGAGAGGAGCGCUUCUUUUUUACUGCCCCCUCAAACAGUCUGUUGGAGUGUUUCUGUAGGCAGGUAAGGAUGAUAAACUCAGUAUCUUCACAUUCCUCCAACAUCCUGUGCUGUAGGUUUUCACCAAACCUCAGCUGGAGCUCAUGCACCACGUCUUUAGCCAGGGACUUGGACUUUUUGAGUUGUGGUAGAUGACCUUCAUGAGUGAUGUUCUGCACCGAUCGGUCCACAAGCUGGUUAAUGUGUCUGGCUCUUUCCACAUCAGAGAGCUGUGUUAGUGCGCCAGUCCUCCGCAGGAUGUGGUAGACCGUGGUGUUCAGGAAGUUACGGACCUGUGGAGAGAGAUCUGAUCCAAACUCCUGCUCCUGGUCUACUUUUGGACAUGGAACAGACCUCAUGGUCACUGCGGUGUAGCAGGAGUUUGUAGUUUCCUUCGGAAAAUGUAAAGACGAAACAUGAUUUCUGUGUUGAUGAACUUUAGUGCAUUUGUUUGAAUUAUAAUGAGUGUCUUUGAUCUCACAGAUGAUGUCAUGGUCAGAUACAGUCGCUCAGAAAAAAACGACCAGGUCUGCAGGUCUGAUGUAUUUUGCUUGUCAGACUUUCUUUGUCAAACAGACAGACUUUUAUAGCUGUGUAAAAGAUACAUUAAUAUAUACUGUAAUUGAAGGAUGAGUGGCUUGUUCCUCCUAGUUUUUGCACCAAGAUUUCACCACUAGAUGGAGACACGUUUCAAGACUGAGUCAGUGUAAUGUGCAGCCAUUUAUAAAAAGCAACAUCUGAGAAGCCAGGGAGGGCAUAGCAGUGAGGUGACAAGUGAAGACGCUCUUGUUCAUCUGAGGAUCAGAUCAUCCAUGAUGGACGCUCUGAAGACGUUGUUGUUGUUGUUUUUUCUUCACACAGCCACCAGUCUGCCGGUUCCUGAGCCGUGUGAGCAGAAGGUGGUCCGUUUGGAAGAAGAGCUCCGAGGCCUGGUCCGUGUGAUCAGUGACCAACAUCAUUACAUCCUGGAGCUGCACAGGCUCCACAGCCAGCAGCUGGAGAACAUUCCCAACUCCCACCUUGGUCCCGACAACCUGUACAAAGACUGUUCUCAAGUGUUUGCUGAUGGGAACGUAGCCACUGGUAUCUACGUGGUUCGUCCUGAUGGUUCUCCAACUGCUCUGACCGUUUACUGCGACAUGAGCAACGGUGGAGGAUGGACCGUGUUCCAGAGACGGAGAGACGGCAGUGAGAACUUUGACAGAGCGUGGGUGGAGUACAAACAAGGCUUUGGAGAUCUCUACUCACCUGAUGGAGAAUUCUGGCUGGGCAACGAACCUAUUCAUCAUCUCACCUCACAAGGAAAUUAUGAUUUGCACAUCGACCUGGAGGACUUUGACGGAAACCAUCGCUACGCUGAGUACAAGAACUUCAGAGUGGAUGGUGAGAAGGACCAGUUCCAGUUACAUUUAGGAGAAUACAGCGGAGACGCCGGGGACGCUCUGGCCACUGUUGGGUCAGCUUCCAGGCCAAGUGGAGUCAAGUUCAGCACCUUUGAUCACAUGACCCAUGACAGGGACAAAGACAGCGACACUAAUUGUCUCUCGCACUCUCUCUCUCUGCACAGGUGUGACUCAGGAAAUCUGAACGGUCACUACUACAACGGGCCGUACCAGGCCAUGACCAGUGAUGGGGUGGUGUGGUACACGUGGCACGGUCUGUGGUACUCCAUCAAAUCUGUGGUCAUGAUGGUGAGAGCCGCUGAGCUCCAGCAUCCAUUGGUACGACAACUUGGCAACGAGGCACCAGGUGGUGCUGUUGAUUCACGCUCUGACCAGUAAGCUAACUGUACAUACCCUAGAUUGGACAAGAAUGUAGAUUUGCUGCUUGGAGGGUGGAGCUUUGAGGGUCAGACAGGAGUGCUCCACUGAUUUGGAAAAUCAUUCAAGUCGAUGAAAAAAUUAAGCAAAUGUUUCUUUAACCAAUAAAACCAGUUAACAAUGAAUCUGUGUCUUCUAUUGAAUAUGAAGAUAAGCGUAAUUGUAAUUCUCAUUCUUAUAUUUUAGUAUAUAUUUAUAUAAAGUUUUAAGACUGGUGGAAUAUUCUUAAUGGUGUUUACGAUGGUUUCAGAACUUAUUUUGAGCUUUAAUUUUUCGUAAAGAUAGUUUGACAGUUGCCACUCAGGUGCUCUGAGCAUGGCACCGUCCCCACACACUGCUCCCCGGGCGCUUAAAGCUGGCCACUGUUCACUUUGGUGAUGGGUUAAAAGCAGAGGUCACAUUGUGUGCUGUGUCACAAUGACGAGUAGUUCACUUUCCUUGAUAAAAAAUAGUACAAAUCCUGCUGAGAAAUGUGUUAUAAAACAUUGUUCUGAAUUUUUCGUAACAAAAAUCCUAAUUUAGCAUGUUGUUUUUGGUACGAUGUUGAAAAAUAUAAUGAAAUAUUUUGAAAAAUUGUUUUAAAUUUUAACAAUUUUAUUUUGCCUGCAUGAUUCUCAAUUAAUUGAAGCAUU
Molecule: messenger RNA, 3598 nt
Organism: Cynoglossus semilaevis (tongue sole)
Lineage: Eukaryota; Metazoa; Chordata; Actinopteri; Pleuronectiformes; Cynoglossidae
Product: fibrinogen-like protein 1
Exons: 7
Coding region: 1959-2927 (322 amino acids)
Biological process (GO): fibrinolysis; blood coagulation, common pathway; platelet aggregation
Cellular component (GO): fibrinogen complex
Molecular function (GO): extracellular matrix structural constituent; protein-macromolecule adaptor activity
Source: RefSeq, a predicted model, not a curated record